Trifolium pratense (red clover) is the source of this 474-nucleotide messenger RNA. RefSeq lists its product as uncharacterized. The record is from RefSeq and is a predicted model, not a curated record. Bases 1 to 474 code for a protein of 157 amino acids. The transcript has a single exon. Lineage: Eukaryota; Viridiplantae; Streptophyta; Magnoliopsida; Fabales; Fabaceae. Gene Ontology annotation, molecular function: RNA-DNA hybrid ribonuclease activity; nucleic acid binding.
AUGCACAGACUGUCUAACUUCAAUGAUGUAGCAGAGUUUUUGUUUGAUAUUUGCAGCAAGGAAGAAUGUGACAUAGCUGGCCGUGUUGCAGCACUUAUAUGGUGCGUGUGGCACAAUCGUAAUGCGAAGGUUUGGAGAAACACACAACUCUCAUCAGAACAGGUUGGGAACCAAGCUUUUCAAUUGUGGAAAAACUGGUUUCAUGCACAGCAGAUCCGUAGAAAAACCCAAAAAACGCGCACAGUGCAGCAUAGCGCGAUAUGGGAAAAGCCUCACGAUGGGUGGCUCAAAAUAAAUGUGGAUGCGGGAUUCUUUGAGCACCAAGGUGCCACUACCACUGCUUGCUGUGUUAGGAAUAGUAAUGGUGAAUUUCAAGGCGCACAGACAAGAAAAUAUACUUCGAACAUGUCAAUACUUGAAGGUGAAGACAUGGCCUUGUUAGACGCUGUGAAGUUAGCUACCCAAAAAGGAUGA